This is a messenger RNA of Talpa occidentalis (Iberian mole), 945 nucleotides long. Its product is annotated as olfactory receptor 8G5-like. The record is from RefSeq and is a predicted model, not a curated record. The transcript has a single exon. Gene Ontology annotation, biological process: sensory perception of smell; G protein-coupled receptor signaling pathway. Gene Ontology annotation, molecular function: olfactory receptor activity; G protein-coupled receptor activity; odorant binding. Bases 10 to 945 code for a protein of 311 amino acids. Gene Ontology annotation, cellular component: membrane. Lineage: Eukaryota; Metazoa; Chordata; Mammalia; Eulipotyphla; Talpidae.
CAGAGAAAGAUGGUAGCAGGAAAUCAUUCCACAGUGACUGAAUUCAUCCUCGCUGGGCUAACAGAAAAGCCAGAACUUCAGCUACCCCUUUUCUUUGUCUUCCUAGGAAUCUAUGUGAUCACGGUAGUGGGGAAUCUGGGCAUGAUCAUACUGAUAGGGCUCAGUUCUCAUCUGCACACCCCCAUGUACUAUUUCCUCAGCAGCCUGUCCUUCAUUGAUCUUUGCCAAUCCACGGUCAUUACCCCCAAAAUGCUGGUGAACUUUGUGGCAGAGAAGAACAUCAUCUCCUACCCUGAAUGCAUGACUCAGCUCUACUUCUUCCUUGUCUUUGCUAUUUCUGAGUGCUACAUGUUGGCAGUAAUGGCCUAUGACCGCUAUGUUGCCAUCUGUAACCCCCUGCUCUAUAAUGUCAUCAUGUCUUAUCAGGCUUCUUUCUCUCUAAUUCUUGGAGUGUACAUUAUAGGCCUGGGUUGUGCAUUUGCUCACACAGGCUGCAUGUUUAGAAUACAUUUCUGUAAAUAUGAUGUGAUCAACCAUUAUUUCUGUGAUCUUAUUUAUCUCCUGAAGCUCUCUUGUUCUAGUACCUAUGUCAAUGAAUUACUGAUUUUAAUCUUUAGUGCAAUUAAUAUCCUUGCCCCCAGCCUGACCAUCCUUAGCUCCUACAUCUUCAUCAUUGCCAGCAUCCUUCGCAUCCGUUCCACUGAGGGCAGGUUCAAAGCCUUCAGCACUUGCAGUUCCCACAUAUCAGCUGUGACUAUUUUCUAUGGAUCUGCUGCAUUCAUGUACCUGCAAUCAUCACCUGUCAAGUCCACAGAUCAAGGGAAAGUGUCCUCUGUGUUUUAUACUAUUGCUGUGCCCAUGCUGAACCCUCUGAUCUACAGCCUGCGGAACAAGGAUGUCAAUGUUGCCUUGAAGAAAAUAUUAGAGAGAAGACGAUGCCUGUGA